AUGUAUUCAUUGUCGGCAAUAAAUGCCAACCAGAAAUAUGAGUUGAGACUACUUCGUUAUUGCAAAAAUUUUAGUAAAAAGCCCAUUCAACAAAUUGAAGUUAUUCCAGAAGACAACCUGCUACUGUGUCUCACAGAUAAUCUCUUGUCAACAUAUGAUAUAAAUGGAGUAAAUUUCCCAUUUAUUAAAUCAUUUCCACAAACAAAGGGUGCAUCACUGUUUGCAUUAGUUAAUAAGUCUGCAACAUCAAUGACUGGAGAAUCAAAUUCAGUUGUACAUCUUUGUGUUGCAGUCAGAAGAAAACUUUUAGUUUACUAUGGUAAAAAUGGAGAAUUUAAACAGCAUAUAUUUGAUUAUACUGUAUCUGAUGUGCCUAAAGUAAUAGCAUGGGGUCAAGAGUACUUAUGUGUUGGUUUCAAAGCCGAGUACACUCUGUUUGAUUUAUCUUCUGGUAAACCUAAGGAGUUGUUCCCAACCAGUAGCUCCAGAUCUCUUGAGCCUACAAUAGCUAAAUAUUCAGAGACUUCCUUCCUGCUUGGGCGGGAUAAUACAUCUGUGAUUGUUGAGGAGGCCAAAGAUAUAGAGAUAAAGAAAACAAUCAAAUGGAAUGAAGCACCAGUAGCUGUAGUUUGGGAUGAGCCAUUCAUUCUAGGAUUGUUGUCUGACCAAGUGGUAGUACAGACUGUGGAACCACCAUUGUUCAUACAGACAUUGCCAGAGCUGAACAAAGCUAGGCUUAUGUAUCGAUGCAAGCGCGGUUUAAUAUUUGUAGCAUCAGUGGGCCAGGUGUGGUGCAUCAGCUCUGUUGAUGUUACUAAACAGAGGCAGCAGCUCCUGAAGGAUAAGCAGUUCCAAAUUGCAAUUGAUUUAACGCUUCUCUCAGACUCCAGUCCCGAGGAGAAGAGGCAAACGAUACACUCGAUUCAGAUGCUGUGCGCUCUGGACUUGUUCGACGAGAAGAAGUACGCGCAGUCGAUGAAAGUGUUCGUGCAGCUGAACACCGAUCCGGCGGACGUGAUCAAGCUGUUCCCGGAGCUGGACAACAGGCCGGGCGCUGACGACCAGAAGAAGCUGAAGGGCAAAGACCUGGAGGGAGCCCUGAACGCCCUGAUCGACUACCUGGUCCAGCUGAGGUCGAAGAUCGGGAAGAACGGCGCCGAAGCGGGCGGCGGCAAGGACGAGACCACCGGCCACAGGAACGUCACUCAGCAGCUGGAGUUGAUCGAUACGACGCUUCUGAAGUGUUAUUUACAGACAAACGACGCUUUCGUCGCCCCCCUGCUCCGCCUGAACAACUGUCGCCUCGAGGAGGCGGAGAAGACCCUGCUUCAGCACGGGAAGCACAGCGAACUAAUAAUAUUGUACCAAACGAAAGGGCAGCACACGAAAGCGCUGCAAUUGCUCAGGGAGCAAGCGAAGCAGCCGGAUUCAAGCCUUAAAGGCUAUCACAGGACGAAGAAUUAUCUGCAGCAUCUCGGAGCGGAACACAUAAAUUUGAUAUUCAAGUUUUCCGACUGGAUACUGGAGGAACACCCCGAGGAGGGGUUGAAGAUCUUCACCGAGGACAUAGUCGAGGUGGAGAACCUCCCUCGGCCGAGGGUCCUGGACUUCCUGCUGCGCGAGCACAAGCAGCUCGUCACCCCUUACCUGGAGCACGUCAUCCACACGUGGAACGAUCCCAACCCGAUCUUCCACGACGCCCUAGUCAGCAUGUACAGGGAGAAGAUAACGGAGAACUCGAACAAAACCGGCGCCCCUACCACGGACGAGGAGUUGCAGCACACGAAGUCGAAGCUGCUCGCGUUUCUCGAAAGGUCUACGCAUUACACACCCGAGAGGGUGAUCUUGCACUUCCCCGUCGACUCGCUGUUCGAGGAGCGGGCGGUGAUUUUGGGCAAGUUGGGAAGGCACGAGCAGGCGUUGGCGAUAUACGUGCAGAUUUUGGGCGACGUGGAGCGGGCGAUCCGGUACUGCGAGCAGGUGUGCGAGAGCAACGCCAGCGACAGGGCGCUGGACGUGUACGUGCUGCUGAUGAGGAUCCUCAUGAGUCCGGAGCACAGCGGCGCCCUGGUGGGCCCCCUGUCCAACGCCACGAAGCACCCCAACGCCUCGGUGCCCGAUCUGGAGACCGCCCUGACCAUACUCGAGAAGCACGCGGAUGAAAUUUCCCCGCUCAAGGCGCUGUCUGUGUUGCCAGAUUCGGUACCGUUGGGUCGCCUGAAACAUUUCUUGGAAAGUGCCCUGGAAAGGCAGCUAACCCGGAAGAGGAGAGUGCAAGUUCUCAAGGGGUUGUUGUAUGCGGAACAUUUACAGGUGAAAGAAGUGAAGCAAUAUCACGAGUCUAAAAGUAUAGUAAUCAACGAUUACAACGUGUGUCCCGUUUGCAAAAAGCGGUUCGGCAACCAGAGCGCGUUCGUGCGUUACCCAAACGGAGACAUCGUACAUUACUCGUGUAGCAUAGACAAACAG
Iphiclides podalirius (scarce swallowtail) is the source of this 2469-nucleotide messenger RNA. The record is from the annotation of a GenBank genome assembly. NCBI's taxonomy places the organism in Eukaryota, Metazoa, Arthropoda, Insecta, Lepidoptera, Papilionidae.